UUGAAAAAAAAUUUAACUAAAAAAACGUGAAUACGUAUUGUUUUUUGAUUUUGAUUGUUGAAUUUUUUUGUCACAUUUUUUGCAUAACCACCCCCCGAAUGCAAACGAUUUUUUGAUGGAACCAUCUCGAUCAUCCAGUACGGCUUCAUCAUCAUCUGCCCAAAAUAAACGAAAACAUCAGCUCAAGAAGUCAUCAUCAGAUUCCCGUUCGCAUUUGGAUCGUCAACAACGUCGUGAUUUGCGUCGUAUAAAAAAUUCAUUGAAAAAAUAUGAUCCCAAGUCCUUUGAUGAAAUCAAUCGUGAACAACAGUAUCAAGAACCAACAAAUAGCAAUGUUCAUUUGACCGAAGCUAGCACUAGUGCCGUUUCUUCAUCAUCGAAUUCACAAAUCAAUCGACCAUCUAAAAAAGAACGUCGAGAACGACGUAAACAAGAAAAACAAAAGGAUAGAACAUCAAUAAAUCAGGAUAAUCUAAGUGGCGAACUUCGCCACUAUCUUGGUUCAGCCAUUAAAAACUCUUUAGGUCAUAUGCAUGAUCAUAUAAUUGCAACAUUACCAACAGAAAUGUCCUUAUAUUAUCAAAAAGUACAUGACACAUUAUUGUUAGAUAUUGACCACGAUGGUGAUAAUGUUUCAAAUCCUAACUUGAAUCCAGCAAGUGGUAGACAAAUGAUGAAUGAAAUGCAUGAAUUUAUAACUGCUUCAUCAGUUGCUGCUGAUGUUGAAGCCAGUAGCAAUAGACCAUCAUCAUCAUCUAAUCUCGGUCAACAAGAACAAGCAACAUCCAAUGUACAUUCAUUGAGAUCUCAACAUAGCUAUUAUACCAUGCACAAUCCGUAUGCACCACCGAUGCAUAAACCAGGUAUUCUGCCCAUUAGAGAUUUUCUUCAUGAUCCGUUAAACGCAUCGUUAAAUACUUUGAAUCGUGUAACUAAUUUGGUCCGAGUACCUACAUCUCAAAUCUAUUCACAUGGCUAUAAUAUUCUCAACAAUUUAGCCAGUCCAGUUAAUAAUCACCCAUCGACUUUGCCUACUGUUUCACGUCCACCAGGAACUGCCGAACGAAUUGUUCGCAGAGACGAUGAAGGAAUACCGGCACCGCCACCAGUUUUACCAUUGAUUCAAUGUACACAUCCUCAAACUCGUCAUGAGCCCCUUGAUUUGGAAGAAUUUGAGGAAAAAACUUGGACAAUCGAAUUACUUCGACAACGGGUUUUUCUAGGUGGAAUUUCUGAAAAACUUCGCCUUCGACUAUGGCCAUAUAUAUUGGGACUUUAUGACGGUGAUAAUGAUAAUGAAGAUUGCCGUAAGCAAUUUGAUUGGUCAUCAAAGCAAAAACUAUUUGAACAUUAUCGAUCACAGUGGCAAUCAAUAUUACCCGAACAAGAAAAACGUUUUAUGUUGUUUCGAGAGCGUAAAUCAUUGAUAGAGCGUGAUGUGAUUCGUUGUGAUCGAGCCCACCCAUUCUAUAAUGGUGAUCGCAAUGAAAACCUGGACAAAUUGAAAGAAAUUUUAUUAACUUAUAUGAUGUAUGAUUUUGAUACUGGAUACGUGCAAGGAAUGUCAGAUCUUGUUUCACCAUUACUUUAUGUGGCUGAAGGUGAUACCUGUAAAGCUUUCUGGUUUUUUGUUCAGACCAUGGAAUUUACUAACAAUAAUUUUGAAAUGUCACAGUUGACAAUAAAACAUCAAUUGGAAAUGCUAUGGAAAUUGAUUGAAUUGACUGAUCCAAUAUUUGCCCAAUAUCUUGCCAAUAAUGAAUCGGUCAAUUGUUAUUUUGCAUUCCGUUGGAUUGUUUGUCAAUUCAAACGAGAAUUUAUGAAAUCAAAUUCUGAUGAUUAUCAAGAAGUUCUAUUAUUAUGGGAAUCAAUAUGGACUUGUUCAUCAAUGAAAAAAUAUUAUAAAAAUUUACUUCGACAACAAUUGGUAGUUGAAAAGACGUCAAAAUCAAACGAUCAAACUCCAACAACAACGGAAUCAAAUGUUGUUAAUCCACAAUUAGAUAACAUUGAUGGAGAUAAUACAGCAGAAAUAGCAUCAGAUUUGGCUAACAAAAUUGACGAACAGUGCAAAAUUGUUGAGGAAAAUUCCGAGUCAAUCGAUAGCACCGAUUCGCAAGAAUCAAUGACGACAACUUAUAGCGGUGGAUCCCGACGACUUUCAGACACUGAAUUAUAUGUAUUGUGCAUAUGUUUAGCUAUUAUUCGUCGCGAACGUGACUUAAUCAUGGUUCAACGCUUCGAUGCCACAGAAAUAUUGAAGCAUUUUAAUACGCUUCAAUUGACCACAAAUUUGAAAAAUAUACUGAUACAUGCGGCCAACAUUUGGUCAUGGCUCAUAUUCGAUGACAAUGAAAAAUUGCUAUAUGCUUCAUCCUCUCAAGCGCAAUCAUCAAUUGUUGGUGAUAAUCAAACAAGAAAUCGCAAUGUUGAAGAAUCACAUUCAUCAAACAUUAGUAAUCGUGAUCAAUCAUCGCCAGCCAAUGGAGAUGAAGAAUUCGAUCUAUUACAAGAUCUUCGUCUGCCAUUAGAUCGUUCAGCCAAUGGAUCAUCAUCACCAGCCACCAUACCAAAUGCACCACUGGCUAGUGAUGACUAUUAUAUUUUUAGUUGAAAUCAUUUUUACAUCUCUUAAACAAAUACCUUUUUUCACUCUCUUAAAACUUAAAAUUGAUUUAUUUUAA
Molecule: messenger RNA, 2684 nt
Organism: Dermatophagoides pteronyssinus (European house dust mite)
Lineage: Eukaryota; Metazoa; Arthropoda; Arachnida; Sarcoptiformes; Pyroglyphidae
Biological process (GO): activation of GTPase activity
Molecular function (GO): GTPase activator activity
Source: RefSeq, a predicted model, not a curated record